AUGGGGUUCCCGUUCCCGCCCCCCCGGUCCCCGUGCCCCCCACCGUUGAAGCGGGCGGCCCGCACCGCUCCCUGCCCGCACUCCAGCGUCCGCACCCGCCGCCGCGGCAGGGAAGGGCCAUCCCCUGGGGGCUCGGGGGGGACAGGGACUGUCCCCAGGAGAUUCAGGAGGUCAGGGACUGUCCCCAGGGGGCUUGGAGGGGGCAAGGAACCAUCCCCAGGGUGUCCCCAAGCCAUACCCCUCUGCCCGCAGCUGAAGUGGUGUGCCUGGAUCGCCGUCUACUGCUCCUUCAUCAGCUUCGCCAACUCCCGCAGCUCGGAGGACACCAAGCAGAUGAUGAGCAGCUUCAUGCUCUCCAUCUCGGCCGUGGUGAUGUCCUACCUGCAGAACCCCCAGCCUAUGUCCCCCCCGUGGUGACGACGGCCGGUGUCUGGGGGGGGUGGCUCAUCGCAGGCGAGGCGGCGCGUUGUGUCGGGGCCGGGACAAUUAAAGGGGGAUGCUGGGGCAAA
Messenger RNA from Calidris pugnax (ruff), 509 nucleotides. RefSeq names its product WD repeat domain 83 opposite strand (gene WDR83OS). Lineage: Eukaryota; Metazoa; Chordata; Aves; Charadriiformes; Scolopacidae. The coding region runs from base 1 to 417 and encodes 138 amino acids. The record is from RefSeq and is a predicted model, not a curated record. Gene Ontology annotation, biological process: protein insertion into ER membrane. Gene Ontology annotation, cellular component: endoplasmic reticulum membrane. The transcript has 3 exons. Gene Ontology annotation, molecular function: protein folding chaperone.